Messenger RNA from Rotaria sordida, 396 nucleotides. The record is from the annotation of a GenBank genome assembly. Lineage: Eukaryota; Metazoa; Rotifera; Eurotatoria; Philodinida; Philodinidae.
AUGGUCAUUAUUCUACUUGGUCUUUUUCUGUCACAAAUAUUUAUCAAAAGAGCUGAUCAAACUCAAACGCAAACAAAUAUUAUAUUUGAACAACCACAAGGUAUAAUUAUUGAUAUUGACGAAUUAUCUGAAGUUCAACAGGGACCAGGUAUAACUGUUAUAUCGAAUGAUGUAAUCGAAGGUAUAUCUCAUCGUCAUUAUCAUUUAACGAAAAAAACUGUAUCAGUCAUUGAUCAAGAUGCUCAAAUCAAUCAUAUGAAUAAUAAAAAAACAACAAUAAAACAAAUACAUGCUAAUAGCAAUUUAGCAAUACCAACUAAAACUGGCAGUGAUGCAAUAUCAUCAGAUACAAGUAUCGUAGAUCCACUUACAGACAAGAUUACAUUGGAAUAUUAA